Molecule: messenger RNA, 1457 nt
Organism: Orbicella faveolata
Lineage: Eukaryota; Metazoa; Cnidaria; Anthozoa; Scleractinia; Merulinidae
Source: RefSeq, a predicted model, not a curated record
GUUCAAAUUUUAGUGAGUCAUUAGUGCGCAACACUAACUGCUUUGAUCGGCGGAUCAAAACAUUCUUAGAAGUAGAAAUGCUCUGAAUGAAUGCUUUAUACAGGGGUGUCUGGCAUGGUCCGAAAAGUAUUUGUGAAAUAAAAUGAUCAAAGAAAACGGCUCAAGGAUAAUUUUCAUUAGUCGGAAUCGUAAUUAGAAACGUAGAGCGAUACGACCUGGGGAGAAAAUGAAGCUGGCAUGCAGUUCCGCUUAUGACUCCGCCGCUUAUAAUCUAAUGAAAACUUGAUAUAUUGUGGGAGUCGCAAGCAAGGGUUUCUAGAGCUUUAUUAUUAGUUGGAUCCUCUGAUUCUGCUUUCAACUCCGACAGUCAAUUAAUUGGAUCAUAAGCGACAGAGUCGUAAGUGAGAUCGGAAUGAGAUGGAAACGUUCUGACGACUCUUUCGACUCUCGACUACGAGUAGUCCCUCUUUCGCUUUGUCCGUCGUUGCGUGACGCGAAAGAAAACCGCGAGAGAAAAAUGGCCGCGAGAAAUCCUGGAGGCGAGACGCGCGUCUCACCUCCAGGAGCUCGCGCGGCCGCGCGGCCAUGCUUUUCUCGCGGUUUUCUUUCGCGUCACGCACGACUCAACUUAUGACUCCUAUUUUCUGUUUUGACUUCGAUUUUUCUUUGGAGACUCACCGACUCCGACUGCGACUCCGUCGCUAAAAGGCUUUGGUUAGAUCCGUGAUGUCCGACAACAAUCACGCAGAAGGAUACCAGCGAACUUCAGGUCUUAUAAGACAUGUCGGUAAAGGACUGAUACAGAAUUACAUGAGGUCUUGUUCUGGAGACGCCAUCUUAGAUUUGGGUUGCGGUACUGGCGAGCUGUCGGCACAUCUUGCAGAACUUGUAGGACAACAAGGCAAAGUCGUAGCCGUUGAUCCUGACAUCGGCCGAGUUCAUGUGGCUCAGGAGACUCACAAGGGAGUCAAAAACCUUACGUUUCACGAAGGAAGCGCUGCUUACUUCCCCGGAAUGAGUUCGGAGACUUACGACAUCGUCUUUAGCAAUACUGUGCUUCACUGGGUUCCGGACAAAAGAGAGGCAUUCGAGAACAUGUUUAGAAGCCUCAGACCGGGCGGGAAGAUUGUUCUGAGUUAUCUCGAUCACUUACCUCCGAUGCAUGAGCACGUUUAUCACGAACUUAACCCAGAAAAUCUGGACAGGAUACUAAACACGUAUCAGUUAAAAACAAGGUCAGACAUUGAAAAGAUGUGCAUAGCCGCUGGAUUCGACAUUGUACAGAGUUAUGACGAGAGUCUUGCUGAUCGUUAGUACGAGAGCGGUGAGAAUCUGUGCUCACAUUUCUGGGCAACUACACACGGCAUUUUUGACCCAAAGCUCGUGACGGAAGAUAGAUUAGUGCGCUUUUGCGCGCGCUAUUCAAGUGCAGACUCGCCUGUUAAGCCGUUCAAGGU